AUGACUUUAGAUUCAGUUGAAGCUUAUCACAUUCUCCGUAAUGGAAUUACUGGUGGUUUAUCAAAUGUUCAACAUAGAGUAAAUCUUAAAGGAAUCACACACAUUAAUAAACUUUCAUAUAGUCCAGAAACUAAAACUGUAUCAAAUGAGGACACCACCAACAUUAUGACUCAUUUCGUUGGUGUUGAUUUUAAUUCAUUAUAUCCUUCAUCAUUUUCAUCUAAUCCUCAUGAUUUCAUUCAAUAUACUGACCAUAAAAUGUAUAUGCCGGGAAGAUUGAAUGGUGUUAUCAUUUGUGAUACAGCAACAAAGAAAGCAAAAGCACUGGGAAUAAUUAAGAAGAAAAAUACUUUAUUCGUGGCUGAAGUAAAGGGUCACAUUGAUGAAAAAUACAUUAAUGAUUACAUAAACUUUUUACCGAUAAUAAGAAACUUAGAUAUUAUCACAGAUGAAAAAACAAUUGGCAGUUUUAUGUAUAAUUACAUGAAAUCAAACAAUUUACCAGUUGACCAGAAACAGAGGAAAUUAACUCAGUUAGCAUCAACACACAACCAAUAUCAACCAUUUUCUUCUUAUUAUCUAUGGUAUCUAAUAGACAGAUUUCAUUUUAUCAUCGAUGAUAUUCAAUCAAUUUUAACAUUUACUAAAAACACUUGUUUUAAUGAAUUUGCGAACAAAUUUAUGAACGAAAGACAAAAGGCUGAAUUAGAAGGAAAUAAAGGAAAAAGUUUAUUUUGUAAGAUUUCGCUUAAUGGAUCAUAUGGUUACGAUGCAAUGAAUACACAAAAUUACGCAAAGACUAAAAUAAUGAAUGCACAGAAGGCACGCGUUGCAUGUAUGUCAAAUAAGUUUAAAAACAUAAGAGAAAUAGGUGAAGAUAC
This is a messenger RNA of Trichomonas vaginalis G3, 881 nucleotides long. RefSeq names its product DNA/RNA polymerases family. Lineage: Eukaryota; Parabasalia; Trichomonadida; Trichomonadidae. The annotation marks the transcript as partial. The transcript has a single exon. The record is from RefSeq and is a predicted model, not a curated record.